Messenger RNA from Tachyglossus aculeatus (Australian echidna), 2023 nucleotides. RefSeq names its product pre-B-cell leukemia transcription factor 1-like. Gene Ontology annotation, molecular function: DNA-binding transcription factor activity, RNA polymerase II-specific; RNA polymerase II cis-regulatory region sequence-specific DNA binding. The record is from RefSeq and is a predicted model, not a curated record. Bases 288 to 1313 code for a protein of 341 amino acids. Gene Ontology annotation, cellular component: nucleus. The transcript has 10 exons. Lineage: Eukaryota; Metazoa; Chordata; Mammalia; Monotremata; Tachyglossidae. Gene Ontology annotation, biological process: brain development; regulation of transcription by RNA polymerase II; eye development.
CAUGCUUUGAAUUGCCACCGGAUGAAACCUGCUCUCUUCAGUGUGCUGUGUGAGAUCAAGGAAAAGACAGGUUAAACUGCCCCACGAUCCAACCACCCCAGGGACCCAACUUGUAUUUGUUGGCUGCCUUACCUUUUGCAAAAGCUCGACUGCCACGGAGUUUUGGCUGAGCCCCUCGGCCCUGUGCCAGACUGCUACCGUCUGCCAGCCAGCCUUCCCCAAUCAAAACCAUCCCAGAUCAAAGGAGGACACUCUCGGAAGUUUUCACCUUCGCCACACCGUCGGGAAUGGCUCCAGCUAUUGCUCCCCGGGAAUGCUCAGUGUUGAGUAUUCGCAGCAUUCAGGAAGAGGACCCCCCGGAUGCACAGCUAAUGAGGCUAGAUAACAUGUUGCUGGCAGAAGGCGUCUCUGGGCCUGAGAAAAGAGGAAGAGGAGGACCGGGCGCUGGAGCAGCAACACCAGGUGGCUGUCCAAAUGACAAUAGCAUUGAGCACUCUGACUACAGGGCCAAGCUGUCCCAGAUCCGACAGAUAUACCACUCUGAGCUAGAGAAAUAUGAACAGGCCUGCAGUGAAUUUACUACCCACGUAAUGAAUCUUCUCAGGGAGCAGAGCAGGACAAGACCAAUUUCCCCGAAAGAGAUUGAACGGAUGGUCAGCAUUAUCCAUGGGAAGUUCAGCACCAUCCAGAUGCAGCUGAAGCAGAGCACGUGUGAGGCGGUUAUGAUCCUCCGCUCCCGAUUCCUCGAUGCCCGGCGAAAGCGGCGCAAUUUCAGCAAGCAGGCCACGGAGGUCCUGAACGAAUAUUUCUAUUCCCACCUGAGUAACCCUUACCCCAGUGAGGAAGCCAAAGAGGAGCUAGCCAAGAAGGGCGGCAUCACGGUCUCCCAGGUGUCCAACUGGUUUGGCAACAAGAGGAUCCGGUACAAAAAGAACAUGGGGAAAUUCCAGGAAGAGGCUAACAUCUAUGCUGCUAAAACAGCAGUGGAUGCCACUAGUGUGGCGGCCCAGGGAACUCAGGCCGCCUCCCCGUCCACUCCCAGCUCCGGUUCCUCUGGUUCUUUCAAGAUGACAAAUUCUGGGGAAUCGUUUCUCAACCUGCAGUCCUUGACCCCUUACCAGGGUUCCCCUCAGAUGGAUCCCUUGCAUCACGUAAUCCAUCAGGCAGGCCGAUACGAACCCGUCGUGGGAAAUCCCUUGUAUACUACACAGCGAAUGGACGCAAAUGGCAGCUGGCAGGAUACCACCACCCCUUCAUCAAUCACCUCUCCUGCUGGUGACCCAGGGAGUGUCAACUCGGAUGCAUCCAAUUAAAUUUUUAGGACAUAGUGAUGAGAGGAAAGAGGUCAUUAGUUUCAUUUGUCAUGUUGCUCUCUUGCCAGUAUUCUUGUUUUUACAACUUGACACACAGCUAAUUACCUCAGAAAACCUGGAACCAAUAGAAGAUUGUGACUCUACCUCUCAGCAUGACCCAGGGGAAUUCCCUUUUUACUUAGGUGCAUUAGGGUGGGAAAUCGUUUUGAGUAUCUGGUCCAUAUUCAUAACCAAAUCCAUUUUUUAAAAAAUCCAUUUAUAUCCAUUUUGGGGUGAGAAUCUGAAGAAUUUCUUCACAGACUUUUCCCCAAUUUCAAAAGUUCCCUUAUUUUGAUUUCCAUGUUGUUGUUUUUGAAACUAGGAAAUUUUUGUUCUAAGUGAUAGUUACUGACAAUUUAACCCCUUGUAUUGUAAUUGUACAUGUUAUCUGUAUGUAAUUUUGUAUAGGAAAAUAUAUAGUUGUCCUUCGUACUCGAAGAAGACACCACUAACGGUGAAAUUCACCUAUAGGAAAGCAACCUCUUCUUUUCACUCAGACUCAUUCUGCCAGUCCAGAUCUAAUAAGCAGAUAAAAAAAUUGCUUUACCAAAACUUUCACUGGACUUGGAUCUAAAAUAGAAAUUUACAUCUUGUGUCCUUUCAUGUAGUUCUAAUUUAAUGUCUAUUGUAAACUCAGACUUUCUUGUGAAUAAGUUUCUGUGCAUUUCUGG